This is a messenger RNA of Durusdinium trenchii, 969 nucleotides long. NCBI's taxonomy places the organism in Eukaryota, Dinophyceae, Suessiales, Symbiodiniaceae. The record is from the annotation of a GenBank genome assembly.
AUGCUCCGCCCGUGGUUCCGUUCUGCAAAGCGUUGCUUUGGAACCAGCUAUACAGUGCAUUUGGUUUCCAGCCAAGCACAAGCAGAGCGCCUUUCAAGGGAGCUCUUGUUGAAGCUCCGAAAGAGAUCUCCGAAUGAAUCUUCGAUUGCCAAGAUUGCCUUGGACUGUGAAGGAGUGCGUUUAGGCCGUUUUGGACGUCUCUCUCUGAUGCAGAUGCAAGACGAAGAUGGACAAGUCAUGCUGUGUGACGCUUUGCGGCCUGGUAUUGUGGAAGCCUUUCGACCACUCUUGGAAAGCCCAAGCGUCGUCAAGGUGAUCCACGACUGCCGUGAGGAUAGCUCCGCUUUGUACCAUCAACACGGGAUCGGUCUCCGUGGCAUUUUUGAUACCCAGGUUGCCCAUGCGAGCCUGGAACGGGCGGCUGGAAGAGAGGCCUAUCAAGCCUCAGCCAGUGAACUCCUUCAGAAAUACCUCAACAUCGAUCCGGACGAUUCGGAGCUGAAAUCGUUGAUGCUGGAGGAUCCGCAGCUCUGGGGCCGACGACCCUUGUCCAAAGCCUUGGUGUCCUAUGCCGUCCGAUCCGUAGCGUAUCUGCUGCCGCUGCAUGAGCUGCUUAUGGAGAAGACCAAUGCCGCGCUCCAGGAGGAGAUUGCGGAAGCAUCUGCUCUUGCGGCGGACUACCGUUUCUUGAACCGUGAAUUUCCCACGGCAGAGAGUAUGGCCAAGAUUGGCACCCGGCUUUGGGCCUUAAUGGCCUCGCGGGGCCGCGAGUCCAGCUGGCUGAAGUUGCGAUGGGUGAUGGGGCGGUUUUCAAGACAUGACAGCGAGGGCUGGUGGGUGCCCUUGGGUUGGCUGGAAGAGAUUUGGAUUGCGGGAGAUGAUGUGAACAUGCGUUUCGAAGAAGCCUCAAGGCAUUGUGUACAGGCCAUGCUAGGCUCUUCAACUUCGUCAACAUUGUUGGUUGGUUGA